Cucurbita pepo subsp. pepo (vegetable marrow) is the source of this 1206-nucleotide messenger RNA. RefSeq lists its product as uncharacterized. NCBI's taxonomy places the organism in Eukaryota, Viridiplantae, Streptophyta, Magnoliopsida, Cucurbitales, Cucurbitaceae. The record is from RefSeq and is a predicted model, not a curated record. Gene Ontology annotation, molecular function: oxidoreductase activity. Gene Ontology annotation, cellular component: chloroplast.
UCCGUGCUCUGCUUCCGGAAAGAGCUUUAUAUGUCGUAACCAGAGGCACCCAGAGAAAUCCAGUCCAUGUUAGCGUUCUCAGUUUCGAUCCAUGGCUAUGCUAACACGUGUCCCAUUAGUCUACACCAACCCGAAGGCUACACUAUUUCCACCACCACUGGCAUUUCAUCAAUGUCAUAAAUGUUGUUUCGUACCCAAUUCUAGUUCAAUCCCAUCUCUAUCACUUCACAUCGUUGCCUCUUCCAUUUCCCCGACCUUCUAUAAGGGUUUCAGAAGGCGCCGAUUCGGAGCUCUUUCGGUGGUUGCAAUGGCGGAUUCUGGUCUCAGCACCGUCCUCGUCACCGGAGCUGGUGGCAGAACCGGUCAACUAGUUUACAAGAAAUUGAAGGAGAGGUCAGAUCAGUACAUUGCAAGAGGUUUGGUCAGAACUGAAGAGAGCAAGCAGAGUAUCGGUGCAGCGGAUGAUCUUUUCGUUGGCGACAUAAGGGUUGCAGAUAGCCUUGGUCCUGCAAUUCAAGGCAUCGAUGCACUCAUCAUUCUUACCAGUGCCGUGCCGAAAAUGAAGCCGGGGUUUGAUCCUACCAAAGGUGGCAGGCCUGAGUUUUACUUCGAAGAUGGAGCAUACCCUGAACAGGUUGACUGGAUUGGGCAGAAGAAUCAGAUUGAUGCUGCCAAGGCUGCGGGAGUUAAACAAAUUGUUUUGGUCGGCUCUAUGGGUGGAACUAAUAUCAACCAUCCCUUGAACAGCUUGGGGAAUGGGAACAUAUUGGUUUGGAAAAGGAAGGCUGAGCAGUAUUUGGCUGAUUCCGGUGUUCCAUAUACCAUUAUAAGGGCUGGAGGUCUUCAGGACAAGGAUGGCGGGAUCCGAGAACUGUUAGUCGGGAAGGACGAUGAACUUCUUCAAACAGAGACGAGAACCAUUGCCAGGGCGGACGUUGCAGAAGUCUGCCUUCAGGCACUGCAAUUUGAGGAGGCCAAAUUCAAGGCCUUUGAUCUAGCCUCAAAGCCUGAGGGAGUAGGCACGCCAACCAAGGAUUUCAAGGCCUUGUUCUCUCAAGUGACUACGAGUUUCUGAUUGGGUAGUGUUUGUGCCUGAACUUAAUCGUCUGUUAAAGCCUAUUAGAGAUUUUAUAAUUCAUUAAAUGUAUUAGAGAUUUUUUAAAAGGAUAUUUAGAACCGAAAGUUAAAAUUGCAACACUUAUCUAA